UAUAUUAGAAGAUGGAAUCCAAAUAUCAACAAAUUCAUGUAGUUAUGAAUAAUGCAGAGAAGACAUUAGAAAACAAACUUUAUGGGUCUUUGUAUGAGAGUUUAGGAAUAAGAAGAGAUUCUCGUAUGCGAGUGCUAAACUGGGAUAUCUUCGGUUCAUGCCCAUAUUUUUCAAACAGCUUCUACAAGAAAACUAAGCCGAUCAACUUGAAAGGAGUGGUAAACUUAUUUGUUGAUCAAGAAAAAGCAUGAGGUAGAUUAAAAGAUAUACUCUCAACUCCUUUCGUUAUGAACAUUUCUUUGGUAACUUUUGAAUUAGAAAGAAAUUUAAACCAUAAGCAUGGGAAAUGGAUUAGAUCUGCCAUAAACCUUCUCCCAAGAGUGACGAAUAAGCUUCAUUUUAAAGGUUAUUUUCUCAAUAGAAACUGAUUUCGAAAAAUAAUUCAAGUAGGGAGACAUAUUGGGAAUAUUAGGUUUACUGAAUGAGAUAUCAACCUUAGUGGUUUGAAGCUAAGUGAAACUUUACAUUAUUCUAUUGAAAGCAUUUCCAUUUGGUUUAAUGAUAACAACAAGUCUGAAUCGAGUGAAGAAAGAUAUCUAGUCUGUAAAGAUCUCCUUGAGGCUAUGCCUAUGACAGACUUGAUAGCAUCCCUUGAGAUAUUUAAAACAAAUUCAGAACAAAUUAUAGAAGAACUCCAGUAUUUUUCAAAAUACUUACUCUUUCAGAAUUUAUCAAUUUGUGCAAUGUAA
Moneuplotes crassus is the source of this 749-nucleotide messenger RNA. NCBI's taxonomy places the organism in Eukaryota, Ciliophora, Spirotrichea, Euplotida, Euplotidae. The record is from the annotation of a GenBank genome assembly.